CCGAACAGCCCUCCACUGACCAAACAAAAGAUCAUAAUCACCGCCAGAUUACCCAUAGAAAUGACAAAGAACAAUAUGAGUUCCUCUACGGGCGCUGUCGAUUCUUACCCAUACCGGCUUGGGACUUUUCAUCGUAAGGUUAGCACGUCGAAUGAGGCGGCCCAGACUUGGUUCGAUCGUGGGUUGGUGUGGUGUUAUGCUUUUCAUCAUGAGGAGUCUGCGCGGUGUUUUGAGAAGGCUGUGGGGGUUGAUCGGGGGUGUGGUAUGGGGUUUUGGGGUCUCGCCUUCGCCCUCGGCCCAAAUUAUAACAAACCCUGGGACCUCUUCGACGAAAAUGAACUACAACUCACACUCGAGAAGAUCAGGCGGGCGAAUGCUGACGCUCUACGCUGCGCAAACGAUUCAGCCUCCAACCUCACAGACGUUGAGAAAUCACUUAUCUAUGCCGUACAGACUCGGGUCCCCCAAGCAUUGCAUGAGGGCGCGUUCAAGCAAUGCAACGAAAAGUACGCGGAAGCCAUGGAGGGGGUUUACGAGAGGUUUCCGGAUGAUUUGGAUGUCGCGGCGCUUUAUGCGGAUAGUAUCGUGUGCCUUUCAGCUUGGAAUUUGUGGGAUCUGAAAACUGGUGAACCGACUCCAGGGGCUCGAUCUCUAGAAGCAAAGGCAGUAUUAGAAACAGCAUUGGCCCGUGAAGGAGCAAAGACACAUCUCGGGAUCCUCCAUCUUUACAUCCAUCUCAUGGAGAUGUCCAAAACACCUGAAGCCGCAUUAGUAGCAGCAGAUUAUCUUCGCACUUUGAGCCCUGAUGCUGGUCAUCUCGUGCACAUGCCCUCACAUCUAGACAUCCUGAUCGGGGACUAUCGACGAGCUAUUGCCUCCAAUGCAGAUGCAUGUUUAGCUGACGAAAAGUACCUUGCCGAUCGUGGCGGUCAAAAUUUCUAUACGUUUUACCGCAUGCACAAUUAUCAUUCACUGAUAUAUGCAGCUAUGUUUGCUGGGCAGUAUGGAGUCGCAAUUGAUACGGUGACGUCUAUGGAAGCGUCUCUCCCCAUGUCCCUCUUGCAAAUUGAAAGUCCCCCAAUGGCAGACUGGGUCGAAAACUUUGCCUCUGUGCGAGUCCACGUCCUGGUCCGCUUCGGAAAAUGGGCAGAACUAAUCGCGCUCCCCUUUCCCCCAGACCCAAUCCUCUACUGCGUAACAACCGCAAUGCUACACUACGGCAAAGGAAUAGCCUACGCCGCUACAAACGACAUCCCAUCCGCAACCCACCACCGCGACGCCCUCCACAAAACCCUCGCCUCCGUCCCCUCCUCUCGCAUCAGCGGCGACUUCCCCAACUUAGCAAACGUAGUCCUACAAGUUGCAACCGCCAUGCUCGACGGCGAACUCGAGUACCGCAAAGGCAACUACGACCUCGCCUUCUCCCACCUCCGCACCGCCAUCGACCGCGACGACGCGCUCAACUACGCUGAGCCCUGGCCGUGGAUGAUGCCUACGCGCCACGCGUAUGCUGCGUUGUUGUUGGAGCAGGGGCAUGUUGAGGAUGCGGCUCUUGCGUACGCGGCGGAUUUGGGCGUCGAUGAUAGUUUGCCCAGGGCGCGCCAGCACCCGAAUAAUGUUUGGGCGCUGCAUGGGUAUCAUGAGUGUUUGGGGAAGUUGGGGCGGGAGGCGGAGAGGAAGGUUGUUGGGCAGGCUUUGAGGGUUGCGUUGGCGGUUGCAGAUGUGGAUGUUGGUUCUUCUUGUUUUUGUAGGACGGGGGACUGUUGUGCUUGA
Molecule: messenger RNA, 1773 nt
Organism: Periconia digitata
Lineage: Eukaryota; Fungi; Ascomycota; Dothideomycetes; Pleosporales; Periconiaceae
Source: the annotation of a GenBank genome assembly